AUGUGUGUGUUGGGUCCUGGCAGGAACCUCUCAUUCACCGAGUGCAGUACAGUGCGCUGGCAUUGGGGCGCAAGUGAAGUUUGUUUUGUCUUUUUUUUUUUUUUCAAAAAUUUUUCUUUUUUUUUUGUGGUUGUUGUGUGUUUAGUAUCUGCAAACGUGGAAGAUUUUUGUGCGAAAGGCAUGAAGGGUUACGCUCGGCUUGGCCUGUUUGUCUUAUUUGCGUCUUGUGUUGUGUGUGAGGUGCUGUGCCCAUACACAAAGGUAGAGGAAAGCUUUGGCAUGCAGGCAAUGCAUGACUUUAUUUUCUGUCCAGCUCCGGACUGUUGGGAUCAUCAUGAAUUUCCGGGAGUGGUCCCACGAACGUUUGUUGGCCCAUGGAUUGUCGUUGCCUUGACGUUGUUGAUUGUUACACUCGUGGUGGAGCCCAUCGGUACAGUCGUCAAAUAUACUUUUCUUCAUGCGGGGUUUUUAAGCAACAUAAUGGAUAAUAAGAAGUGGAUUGUGGAGCAUCCAUUCUUCCUGGAGGUGACCGCGCCGAAAAGCCCCAUGUUCUUCUCUCACGCGUGCCGUCUUGUUCUGGGGUCGCUGGUGUGUGGCGCCUUGUGGUACGUUGCGACUGGAAUCGAUGAGUUUGAGAAUAAAAUUGUGAAGUCUACUGCGAGGCCAACCCGGAAGCGUUGCUCUGCGUCUUUUAUUUUUUUUCUUUUGUGCAUCCUACAGUUUCAUCUCCUGUUCUACGCGACGAGGGCGCUUCCAAAUACGUACGCGCUCAUUCUGUGCAGUUUGGCAUGCGGGUGUACGUUGCGCGGGAUGCACUAUCAUUCUAUUGCGUUACUGAAUGUCAGCGCUGCGGUUUUUCGCUGUGACACCAUCUUGUUGCUUGGGUCAUCCGGACUUUUUCUGCUUUUACAGCGUGAUGUGACUCUUGUGCGAUCUGCGUUGGUUAGCUUUUUCUCUUUGGUGCUUGCUUUUGGCUGCAGCGUCGUUUUGGACAGCUUCCUGUGGGGUCGUUGGCUUUGGCCUGAAGCCAAUGUGCUGUUUUUUAACACCGUCGAGAAUCAGUCAUGGCGCUGGGGGCGGUUGCCAUGGCACUGGUACGUCACGUAUGCGCUGCCACGAGCCUUUUUGUUUGAGUACAUGCCACUGCUGCUGUUGGUGAGCUUGGCAUCCUGGGAUCUGGGCCGGCGGCUAAUCCAUCUUAUGGCGGCCUUUUGCUCUCGAGCUCCAGCGGCUUCGUUGUUUUCACUGUCACCGUAUUCUCCUUCUUCUUCUUCUAUUCGUGGGGCGUUGUUUUCACUGUGGCUGGACACGGGUGUGCGGUACCGUGCCGUGUUGCUUCCGGCAGCUCUCUUUGUGUUUCUGUAUAGUUUCCUGCCGCACAAAGAGCUGCGAUUUAUUAUGGUGGUUUUUCCGAAUUUUUUGGCGCCUGUGGCCGCUGCUGUUUCUUUGACGUGGAAUGAGUUGAUCGCGAGGGAAGGGGACGGCUCUGCACACGUGAAGGAUGGAAAUGGAAAAACUGUGCUUCAACAACCGGAACGGGGCAAUGCGAGCAAACAGCGGAAAUACAAGCACGUUCGCUAUGAGCAGCGAAUGAAGCGCGUGACGAUGGCCGUAUUCUUGUGCUUAUUUCUCCUGCAGCUUAUGACCGUGGUGAUGUCUGUGUACUUUAGCAUUCACAAUUAUCCCGGUGCGGACGCGUUAAAAAAACUGCAUCAAAUCAUUGAGAAGGAUAUUUUUGAUAACAAUUCAUGUGCCAAUCGCCUGGGCGUGGGGAGUGCGGACCAAACUGUUUCUCUCACGGUAUUCAUUGACGCCUACGCUGGCAUGACGGGUAUUAAUCGGUUUCAGAAGGCACAUCAUCUACAGCCCCCAGGGCAACUUGUGGAUGGGAGAAUAGGGUACCUCCCGUUAUAUCCCUCUUCGCUUAGAGAUCGACUUGUUGCGUUAUUUGCCCUGCCGUUCGUGGCGCUUCUUCAUUUGUCGGAGGGUAUAACUUCUCCACUGGGGCGGUUUCGUGAGUAUCACGACGGGGAUUUAUACGGAACCAUGGGCGGGCCUUCAACAGCCAGUGAUGCCGCGAGUGUAUUUCUGUCCGGGGCCGAUCGGAGGCAACUGCGGGGGGUACAACUGCGUUACACCAAAGAUCCCACUCUCUUUGAUGAGGAGCGCGGCGUGUACAAAAGCGACGGGUUGGACUACUUGUUGGUGCGAUAUUCACAGCGUGAAAUGCACCGUCAACACGGCGUGUUUGAGGAGCUUUUCACUGCGUCAUCGGACUUUUGCUCUCACGUGGCCUAUUGGCUGCGUGGCUUCUGGCCGUGGCGGUGUCAUUUAUUAUUUUUUAACGAAAGGGCUGAGAAGCCAUUCAUUUUGGCUUUGCGUCGACGGUGCAGGGAAUAA
This is a messenger RNA of Trypanosoma cruzi, 2400 nucleotides long. RefSeq names its product dolichyl-P-Man:Man7GlcNAc2-PP-dolichyl alpha6-mannosyltransferase, putative. Gene Ontology annotation, molecular function: alpha-1,6-mannosyltransferase activity. Lineage: Eukaryota; Euglenozoa; Kinetoplastea; Trypanosomatida; Trypanosomatidae. Bases 1 to 2400 code for a protein of 799 amino acids. The transcript has a single exon. Gene Ontology annotation, biological process: protein N-linked glycosylation. Gene Ontology annotation, cellular component: endoplasmic reticulum membrane. The record is from RefSeq and is a predicted model, not a curated record.